AUGACUGACGAAAAACUAGGCAAGCCUUCGCUGUUAAGAUAUCUGCGACCCGAUAAGUUUGACAUCGAGCCUGAUGUCGCGGACUCCGAUACAAAAUGGCUACAUUGGAAAUCGACAUUCGAAAGCUUCUUAGCAGAAGAGAUUACCGAAGAUGUACCGGACUCCCUUAAGCGUAAGAUCCUAGUUAACCACUUAUCGGCAUCGAUUUAUAAGCAUAUCAAAACAUGCUCCACUUAUAAAGAUUCGAUGAAAGUUCUAGAAGACAUCUAUGUCAAACCGAAAAAUACUAUUCUAGCUCGACACAUUCUCUUCAAUCGCAAGCAACGAGCCGACGAAACGAUCUCUGACUAUGUUAGAGCUCUCCGACUUUCUGCGAAAGAUUGUAAAUUCGAAGACGUCACAGCCCAAGAGCAUGAAGACCAAGCAGUUCGUAGUGCUCUCAUAUCCGGCUUACUAUCACGAAGAAUUCGCGAGCGGUUACUAGAAAACUCUAAACUCACUCUCUCAGAAGCACUUAAUCAAGCCGUAGCUCUGGAAACGGCAGAGAAGGAUGCAGUUACUAUUGGUAUUAGCUCUUCGCAACUCACCGCCAUAUCGCAAGGUAUUUCACGGGUAAAGGAAUCCGAAAAUCUAGUGGCGGCUCUAUCGUCACGAACUUUUCAAGCCGCCCCGAACACGCCACCUCCGGCUAAACCCUGCUUCUUUUGCGGCGGGAGUCUUCAUCCAAGGUUCAGAUGUCCAGCCAACAAAGCCACUUGCAAAAAGUGCUCAAAGAAAGGACACUUCGCAAGCGUCUGUAGAUCGGGCAAUUUUAACUUGAACUCCACGACAGUUGAAGAUCCUACAACCCCUAACAACGACCAAUUCUACAGUGGAGCUAUUUCUGCUGCCUCUCCUUCGAGCCUUAGGAGUGCAACAAUUCCAAUCAUGGUCAACGAAUACAAGGCUGAUGCUCUCGUCGAUACAGGAAGUUCGGUCAGCUUUAUUAAUGUUGUCGACAACCUCUGUGCCGACGUCAUCAUCGGCCAUGACUUGCUCAAACAUCACUCGAGCAUUCAUUUCAAUCUUGGUGGGCCUGGCGAACCUUUAGAGAUAUGCAACGUGUUACAAGCUUCGGUGCCACCAGCCUCCGUAUUUACAAAUCUGUCGCCAAACAUUCGACCGAUCGUCGUGAGAAGCCGGCGCUACAGCAAGGAAGAUGAGGACUUCAUAAAAGAAGAAGUGUCUAAAUUACUUGAAGACGGGGUCGUUGAAACAAGCAUUUCCCCCUGGAGAGCUCAAGUCCUCGUAGCGGGAGGAGGAGUUCAUCGAAAACGACUUGUCAUUGAUUACUCCAUGACAAUAAACAAAUUCACCGAACUGGAUGCCUUCCCCUUGCCAAGCAUAGAAUCAGUCGUGAACAACGUAUCAAGAUUUAAAGUGUUCAGUCAAAUCGACUUAAAGAGCGCAUAUCAUCAAGUACCCAUCUUAGAAAAUGAAAAGAUAUAUACAGCUUUCGAAGCUUGCGGCAAAUUGUACCAGUUUACACGCAUUCCAUUUGGCGUGACUAAUGGCGUUGCAGCUUUUCAACGAACUCUGGACUUCAUCAUAACUGAAGAGAAAUUAGAAGGAACGUUUGCCUACUUAGAUGAUGUAACCGUCUGCGGCAAAGAUCAAAGGGAUCAUGACCACAAUCUAAAACGCUUUUUGGACGCCGCUAAUAAAUUUCAUUUAACUCUAAACGAACAGAAGAGUGUUUUCAAUAAGACUAAAAUCAACUUGCUUGGAUAUACUGUUGAAAAUAACACAAUCAGUCCUGACCCGGAAAGACUAAAACCUCUUCUAGAGCUUCCCGCUCCAACUAAAACUAGUGAACUAAAACGAGUCCUAGGGAUGCUUGCUCAUUACGCUAAAUGGAUCGCGCGUUUCUCCGAAAAAAUAAAGCCACUUACAUGCGUGACUACUUUCCCGUUGCCACCUGAUGCGCUCAAGUGCUUUGAAGAACUCAAGCAAGAUAUUAAGGCAGCCGCUCUAGUAGCCAUUAACGACAAUGAAAUGUUUACAGUCGAAACAGACGCUUCGGAAUUCGCGCUAGGGGCUACACUGACGCAACAUGGAAGACCAGUUGCUUUUUUCUCUCGGACAUUGAAUAACUCGGAAUGCAAACAAUCCUCAAUCGAAAAAGAGGCUUGUGCGAUAGUAGAGAGCCUAAAGAAAUGGAGACACUACCUGAUUGGUAGACAUUUUCUUCUUAUAACAGACCAACAAUCGGUAGCCUUCAUGUUCAAUCAAAAUCAUAACAGUAAAAUAAAAAAUGAGAAGAUUCAACGUUGGCGAUUAGAACUGUCUUGCUUCAAAUACGAUAUAGUUUACAGACCAGGCACUGAAAACGCUGCUGCGGACGCUCUAUCUCGCGUAUGCGCCUACAUGAAUAUAAACAAGUUGAAAGAACUACAUAACGCACUCUGCCACCCGGGAGUAACUAGAAUGUAUCACUGGGUAAGAUCUAAAAACUUGCCCUACUCAGCUAAUGAUGUCAAGGAGAUGACCGCUUCGUGUCCUACCUGCGCCGAAAUAAAACCGAGGUUUUUUAAGGUCAAGGGUCAAUUGAUAAAAGCUACGUCGCCGUUUGAACGGAUCAACAUAGAUUUUAAAGGACCACUGCCUUCUGAAACAGCCAACAAGUACAUACUUACGAUUAUUGAUGAGUACAGUCGGUUUCCUUUUGCUUACGCAUGUAAGGAUAUGACCUCAGCCACCGUCAUUACUUGCCUGAAAGAUCUUUUUCUGACAUUUGGCCAACCUCUCUACAUUCAUAGUGAUAGAGGGUCGUCAUUCAUGUCCGAAGAGUUCAAAUCAUUUCUACGGCAGUCAAACAUAGCCUCGUCCAGAACGACGCCCUAUAACCCCCAGGGUAAUGGCCAAGUGGAACGACUUAACGGAACGCUCUGGCGAACUAUUCAACUCAGCCUUCGGUCAAAGGGAUUAUCGGUUGAAAAUUGGGAAGUAGUACUGAAGGACGCAUUGCAUUGUGUCCGCUCUCUCCUAUGUACGGCAACGAACGCUACUCCGCACGAAAAACUUUUCACAUACCCUAGAAGAUCCCCGAACGGAGAUUCACUGCCAUCUUGGCUCACGCCGGGACCGAUCCUCGUUAAGAAGAACAUCCGCUCUUCAAAAACGGACCCUCUUGUCGAGGAAGCCGAGCUUCUAGAGACCAAUCCCUACUACUCUCUCAUAAGACGGGAUAAUGGAGAAACCUCAACGGUAUCAAACCGUCAAUUGGCUCCUUUCCCCAGUUCUACUGAUGAUAGUAGAGAUGAUAACUUUGAAACGGCCUCCGAAGACGAUAGCCUCACGUUUCCAUCUGAAAAUAACUCCACACCUCCACCUGAAAAUAUCGCUCCUUCGUCGUCGCCUCGUGUAGAAGAGCCGUCAACGUCCUCGCCAGUUCUUCGGACUGGACUUCCCAGGAAAUCUAAUAGGGCGCGAAAAUUACCCACCUACCUGGCGGACUUUGUGGUUGAUGGGAGUGAGAGUGAAAACUGA
Maniola jurtina (meadow brown) is the source of this 3528-nucleotide messenger RNA. RefSeq lists its product as uncharacterized. The transcript has 2 exons. Bases 1 to 3528 code for a protein of 1175 amino acids. Lineage: Eukaryota; Metazoa; Arthropoda; Insecta; Lepidoptera; Nymphalidae. The record is from RefSeq and is a predicted model, not a curated record. Gene Ontology annotation, molecular function: zinc ion binding; nucleic acid binding. Gene Ontology annotation, biological process: DNA integration.